GACUUCGACCAAAAAAUGAGUGAAGGCUAUCAUUCAGCUUGUCUCCCCUAGUAGAAGGGAUAAAAUCGUUCCUUCCUGAUACUCUUUCCUAGAAAGAUGGCGGUUUUAGGUCCAGGGAAAGUGCGGAACAAGCGCAAGCAAGAGGAGUUUGAAGAGGUCGAGAAAGAUCCUUUUGCUGAGGCAGUAGAUCUGGAGAUGCAGAGCGAAGAAGAAGCAGAGGAUGAGGACCGGGAGGGGGACGACGCGUCGGAUGAUGGAGACGUAGAUGAUUUUCCAGAAAUCGAUGCUGCCAGCGACAGCGACGAAGAAAGCGAGGCGGAUGAGGAAGACACGGAUGACCUCGACGAAGACACCCUUGAUGAAAACUCUGACGCCGACUCAGACUUGCAGAUAUUCCCAAAAUCCAAAGUGGUUGUUUCCGACAUUACUGGUCAAAAAAAAGUCUUAUACCCGGAGAUCGAGCCUGACUAUGAUUCGGACUCCUCGACAGAAGACGAUCCUAACCGUGUUGGUAACAUACCAAUGCAUUGGUACGAUGACCUUCCUCACUUAGGCUACAAUAUCAAUGGCAAAAGAGUGUUACGUCCAGCCAAAGGCGACGAACUCGAUAGAUUCCUUCAAACAGUAGAGGACCCGACUUCAUGGACGACUGCUUUUGACAACAAUGCCCAAAUGGACAAACCACUGUCCGCUGAGGAAUUGGACAUUAUCCGCAGAUUGCAGGCUGGAGAAAAUCCUGAUGUCGAAUACGAUCCAUAUGAACCUACGGUCGAAUGGUUCACGGGUAAGGGCAAAGAAGAAGUCAUGCCUCUUUCAUCGGCUCCAGAACCAAAACGCAGAUGGCUGCCAAGUAAAUGGGAGAAGCAAAAGAUCAUGAAGAUUGUUCGUGCCAUCCGUCAGGGUCGAAUCGUGGGAUCUAAGCCUACUGCAGCGGAUAAAAAGCAGCAAUUUUAUGCUAUUUGGAAUGAACCACCGUCUAAUCAACCUCCUCCGUUACCAGCACCCAAACCAAAGCUUCCUACGAACUCCGAAUCCUACAAUCCCCCCGGAGAAUACUUACCGACCGAAGAGGAGCGGAAGCAGUGGGAGAAUACUAACCCCGAAGACCGUGAACGAGACUACCUCCCGCACAAGUAUCCUGCGCUUCGUCUGGUUCCCGCAUAUGACCGGUUUAUCAAGCAGCGUUUCAAUCGGCAGCUUGAUCUCUAUCUCGCACCACGGGUGCAGAGGAUAAAGCUCAACAUCGACCCUAACAGCCUACUACCCAAACUCCCAAGCCCGAAUAGCUUACGGCCGUUCCCCAACUACAAAUCACUGAAAUUUAUGCAUACUAAAGCACGAGUCAGGUGCCUGAGCAUAAGUCCUGAUGGCGCGUGGGUAGCCAGUGGUGACGAGAGCGGAUUGGUUAGUCUUUGGGAAGUUAACGUGGGACGAGAGGUUAAGCGUUGGAGCCUGGGUAGUAAAGUCGGUGCCAUUGAAUGGUGCCCACGACUUGACGCUUGUUUCUUCGUUGUUGGAACGGAGGAUAAAUUACAUUUCUUCAUACCCCCGAAUCUUUCUCCGGCCAUGUUGACCGUGACGCAGUCAACCCUGGCACCUGCUGUUCUUCCCCCUGCUACUCAGUCACCAAUUAAAUGGACAUCGUCAUCCGGAACCGCUGAAGAAGGCCCCAUCUUGACUGUUGAAUUACCAAGCGCAUCUGGGCUGUCGCGACAGUUAACUUGGCACAGAAAAGGAGACUAUCUAGCUUCAGUCUCCAGCAGCGAGAGUCAAGGUAGUGUUUGGAUGCAUCAAAUCUCUCGCCGACACUCGCAGGCACCCUUCAAAAAAAUUAAGGGUACUGUCCAGAUGGUGUUGUUCCAUCCUACGAAGCCCCACUUUUUCGUUGCCACCCAACGUUAUGUCAGACUAUAUAAUCUGGCUGAGCAGAAGUUGCUGAAAACUCUAAUGCCUGGCAUUAAAUGGAUAUCGUCGAUGGAUGUACAUCCGUCUGGCGACCAUGUCAUUGUUGGUGGCUACGAUCGAAAGCUGUGCUGGUUCGAUCUAGAGCUAAGCGAAAAACCGUACAAAAUUCUUCGGUACCACACAAGAGCCAUUCGAUCACUCCAUUUCCACCCAACCUACCCUCUUUUUGCGUCUUCAUCUGACGACGGCUCGAUCCAAAUUUUCCACGCAAGGGUCUACAGUGAUCUUAUGACGGAUCCACUAAUCGUACCCCUCAAGAUAUUGCGUGGUCAUGAUGUCCAGGAGGGACUUGGUGUCCUCCAAAUCAAAUGGGUUAACAAGCAGCCCUGGUUGGUUAGUGCAGGGGCGGAUGGCAGUGUGUCAGUGUGGUGUAGUUGAAGAUAAGCCCUUUGUCUGAGUUUCGACUAUGAAAUAACCCCCUUUGUUGAGUCCG
Suillus paluster is the source of this 2398-nucleotide messenger RNA. RefSeq names its product NUC169 domain-containing protein. Gene Ontology annotation, molecular function: ribonucleoprotein complex binding; protein binding. Lineage: Eukaryota; Fungi; Basidiomycota; Agaricomycetes; Boletales; Suillaceae. The transcript is spliced from 8 exons. Bases 97 to 2343 code for a protein of 748 amino acids. Gene Ontology annotation, cellular component: preribosome, large subunit precursor; PeBoW complex. Gene Ontology annotation, biological process: maturation of LSU-rRNA from tricistronic rRNA transcript (SSU-rRNA, 5.8S rRNA, LSU-rRNA); ribosome biogenesis. The record is from RefSeq and is a predicted model, not a curated record.